This is a messenger RNA of Macadamia integrifolia, 3707 nucleotides long. RefSeq names its product DNA-directed RNA polymerase II subunit RPB2. Gene Ontology annotation, molecular function: ribonucleoside binding; DNA binding; DNA-directed RNA polymerase activity. The transcript has 21 exons. The record is from RefSeq and is a predicted model, not a curated record. Lineage: Eukaryota; Viridiplantae; Streptophyta; Magnoliopsida; Proteales; Proteaceae. Bases 634 to 3162 code for a protein of 842 amino acids. Gene Ontology annotation, biological process: DNA-templated transcription. Gene Ontology annotation, cellular component: RNA polymerase II, core complex.
AAAAAAAAAGAAAUAAAAAAUAAUACUUGGGUGCCUUGGUUGCUUAGGCAACACCUAGGCAAGUGCCUUGUCGCCUAAGCGCUUAGGCACCACCUUGUCACCUUGACAACUAUGGAAGAAUCAUAAUCCAGCCUAACUAAAACACUUAAUAACAAGUAAAAUAAGGAAAAAAGACUCUUAACUUAACUAAUCCCGUAUGCCUAGCCUCUACCUAUAUUAGAGGCCUAUUAAAGUGGUCCAUUACAAUGAAAACACAUGGGGAUCAAAGGCCUUACACAUACAUAACCCAACUCAAAGCUUGUUUCUAAUAAAAUAAGCCCAUUUUGGUUAUAUGUAUCUGCAUCACUAGAGUUCAUUUGUCGUCUUUUUGGAAAAUUAGGCUUUCUGUUUCUGUCAAUUUGUAAGGCUGAAUGUUUUCUUCUCAAUUUUUCUCACUGCCUUAUGGCAUUACGUGCCAGUACUUAAAUAGGUUCUGUUUACAUUGAUACAGAAAAAGAAGAGCUACAUUCACUUGGGUUUGUAUGCUUUUACCUGUUGUAGGUUGCGUUGGAUUACAUUGGGAAGAGAGGCUCGACAGUGGGUGUCACAAGGGAAAAGAGGAUUAAGUAUGCCAAAGAGAUCCUUCAGAAAGAAAUGCUUCCUCAUGUUGGUGUUGGAGAAUAUUGUGAAACGAAGAAGGCUUAUUAUUUUGGGUACAUCAUUCACAGGCUUCUACUAUGUGCACUUGGCCGGAGGGCAGAAGAUGAUAGGGAUCAUUAUGGCAACAAGAGGCUAGACCUUGCUGGACCUUUGCUUGGAGGCCUGUUUCGCAUGCUGUUCAGAAAGUUGACGAGGGAUGUUAGAGCAUAUGUUCAGAAGUGUGUUGAUAAUGGGAAGGAUGUUAACUUGCAAUUUGCUAUAAAAGCAAAAACAAUCACGAGUGGGCUUAAAUAUUCCCUUGCUACAGGGAACUGGGGACAAGCAAAUGCUGCUGGUACAAGAGCUGGAGUUUCACAGGUUUUGAACCGUUUGACAUAUGCAUCUACUCUGUCUCACUUGCGAAGGUUAAACUCUCCUAUUGGGCGUGAAGGGAAAUUGGCGAAACCUAGGCAAUUGCACAAUUCCCAUUGGGGGAUGAUGUGUCCUGCAGAAACUCCAGAAGGACAGGCUUGUGGACUUGUGAAGAAUUUGGCGCUAAUGGUGUACAUAACUGUGGGAUCAGCAGCCCAGCCCAUACUCGAGUUUUUGGAAGAGUGGAGUACAGAAAAUUUUGAGGAAAUAUCCCCUGCUGUUAUUCCACAAGCGACCAAAAUUUUUGUCAAUGGUUGCUGGGUUGGCAUUCAUCGUAAUCCUGAGCUUUUGGUGACGACGUUGAGAAAGCUAAGAAGACAGGUUGAUGUCAAUACUGAAGUUGGUGUUAUCCGAGAUAUUCGUUUGAAAGAGCUUCGACUUUAUACUGAUUAUGGCCGGUGUAGCCGUCCCUUGUUUAUUGUCGAUAAUCAAAGGCUACUUAUAAAGAAAAAAGAUGUCCGGUCGUUGCAACAAAGGGAAUCCCCAGAUGACGGCGGCUGGCAUGAUCUUGUGGCAAAAGGAUUCAUAGAGUAUAUAGACACAGAAGAAGAAGAGACUACUAUGAUUUCCAUGACUAUUAAUGAUCUUAUAACUGCAAGGCUCCAUCCUGAGGAAGCUUAUUCCGAAACUUAUACUCAUUGUGAAAUCCAUCCAUCGUUGAUUUUGGGCGUCUGUGCAUCUAUUAUUCCAUUUCCUGACCAUAACCAGUCCCCUCGUAAUACUUACCAGUCGGCAAUGGGCAAACAAGCCAUGGGGAUUUAUGUCACAAAUUACCAAUUGCGAAUGGAUACACUGGCCUAUGUGCUCUAUUACCCCCAGAAACCUCUUGUAACUACUCGUGCCAUGGAGCACUUACACUUCAGGCAGUUGCCAGCUGGAAUUAAUUCUAUCGUUGCUAUCUCUUGCUAUUCCGGAUAUAACCAAGAAGAUUCUGUUAUCAUGAACCAAUCUUCAAUUGACCGGGGAUUCUUCCGAUCAUUGUUCUUCCGGUCAUACAGGGAUGAGGAAAAGAAGAUGGGAACAUUAGUUAAGGAGGAUUUUGGGCGUCCAAACAGGGAAAAUACAAUGGGGAUGCGACAUGGAUCUUAUGAUAAAUUAGAUGAUGAUGGUCUUGCCCCUCCUGGCACAAGGGUCUCAGGUGAAGAUGUUAUUAUUGGAAAGACAACUCCAAUUGCUCAGGAUGAAUCUCAAGGGCAAGCUUCAAGGUACACACGCCGUGAUCAUAGCACAAGUCUAAGGCACAGUGAAAGUGGGAUGGUAGAUCAGGUUCUGUUGACAACAAAUGCUGAUGGUUUGAGGUUUGUGAAAGUACGAAUGAGGUCUGUCCGUAUACCUCAGAUUGGAGACAAGUUCAGCAGUCGGCAUGGUCAGAAGGGAACAGUUGGUAUGACAUACACUCAAGAAGACAUGCCAUGGACUGUGGAAGGAAUUUCCCCAGAUAUUAUUGUGAACCCACAUGCUAUUCCUUCUCGAAUGACAAUUGGCCAGCUCAUAGAGUGCAUUAUGGGGAAGGUUGCAGCUCACAUGGGGAAGGAGGGGGAUGCUACUCCUUUUACUGAUGUCACAGUGGACAAUAUCAGCAAAGCCCUCCACAAAUGUGGGUAUCAGAUGCGUGGUUUUGAGACCAUGUACAAUGGUCAUACAGGCCGGAGGCUGACUGCGAUGAUAUUCCUGGGUCCUACAUACUAUCAAAGACUGAAGCACAUGGUGGAUGAUAAGAUCCAUUCACGUGGGCGUGGUCCCGUGCAGAUUCUCACAAGGCAGCCUGCUGAAGGACGGUCUCGAGAUGGAGGUCUCCGAUUUGGGGAGAUGGAGCGAGAUUGUAUGAUUGCUCAUGGGGCUGCACAUUUUCUCAAAGAGCGGUUGUUUGACCAGAGUGAUGCCUAUAGAGUUCAUGUUUGUGAGCGUUGCGGGCUGAUUGCUAUUGCCAACCUAAAGAAGAACUCGUUUGAGUGUAGAGGUUGCAAGAACAAGACUGACAUUGUUCAGGUUCACAUACCUUAUGCGUGUAAGUUGCUUUUCCAAGAACUCAUGUCGAUGGCCAUUGCCCCGAGGAUGCUCACAAGUGAAUUGAAGACGAUCAAAGAUAAGAAGAAAGUUGUUUUGAACUGAUGCUGCAGUCUGAGGCAUGUAUUGGAUUUUCCAAUAUCAUGGCAUCAACAGUAAUGAUGAGCAACUAGUGCUGAAGUUAAUCUUUCAAGCUAGAAACUGAGAACAUUUAGAACCGUUGUUGAUACUGAAUAUGUUUGGAUAUGAGACAGGAAGUUGGAGAUAUGGGGUAGUCAUUUCAGUGAUCACCCCGUAAAAGAUGGAUAGAAUCCCUUCCCCUCCACUUACCCCUACUGAAGGAGUGGGGUAAAGAGUCAAAAGAAAAGGAACAAAAUGGAAAAAUAUUAGGGAAAAAAAAAUGAUGGGGAGAGUAGAUUUAUGCUUCAUUUUCUUUUCUUACCCUAUUUAAGACUGGGAUACCCUCUAGUCCUUUGGAUAUGUAAGACUGAGAUACCCUAUUUAAGAUGUUCUUUAUUUAUUUUCUUGCCCUUUCUAAGACUGGGAUACCCUCUAGUCCUUUGAUCCUUUGGAGGUACAUGUCUUGUUGGCAAUAGUGAGGAUUUCCUGCAUAACAUAAUAAUAUAUUGUUAGUGUUGGCUGUUGAGGUA